Pieris macdunnoughi is the source of this 1551-nucleotide messenger RNA. The record is from the annotation of a GenBank genome assembly. NCBI's taxonomy places the organism in Eukaryota, Metazoa, Arthropoda, Insecta, Lepidoptera, Pieridae.
AUGGCCAAUAUGUUGAUUCGGACUAAGUGUAAAUAUAAUACAGCUGUUUUAAUACGAGUGUUGUUUUUGGGAAUUCCCUUCGCGCAUUAUUUAUUGUUCGGCGUGAUUGUAGGUGAACAGAAAAUUGCAGGACGCGAGUUCUCUUCUCGUCAUCUGUUAUCAAUUGAUGUGCAUGGAAAGAACUGUACUUCACCAGCCAUUCUUGAGUUUCCUUCGGAUGGUCUUAACAGGAAUCAAAGACAACAGGGCUUCAUCUUAUUGCAUUGUGCCUUUGCUAUCUACUGCUUUCUUCUUCUCGGCGCUGUCUGCGAGCACUACUUCGUCCCCGCUAUCGAGAUGAUAUGUGAACGUCUACAUAUGGAAUCUGACAUAGCUGGUGCAACAUUCAUGGCCGCAGCGAGUUCUAGUCCAGAGCUAUUUAUAAAUUGUGUUGGCACUUUCGUGACUGAAGGAGACUUGGGAGUGGGUGCGGUCGUUGGCUCAGCAGUUUUUAAUGUACUCGCUGUACCAGCAUGCUGUGCCCUCGUUGCCGGCAGGGUUAUAGACCUAGACUGGUGGUCUAUCUCUCGCGACUGUCUGAUGUAUGCAGUAGCCGUUCUGGCUCUCAUCCUCACUUUAUUGGACGAUAUGGUUUAUUGGCAUGAAGCACUUCUACUCGUUCUCAUGUACACACUUUAUAUACUGGCGAUGGUAUUUAACGACAAACUUGGAAAUUUUGUUAGAAGUGGAUGCUGCUACACUCGAAAGCCAAAACUGUUCACAGAGGUGACUCCUCUUUUGUUUAAAGAUAAGAACUCAUUGGAUACAGCAAAUCGUGUCACCGUGAAAAACCAAAAAAUAAACGAUGUGGAACAGGGGACAAAGUUUAUUAAAAGAUACAACAACUCCACGGACACAGAAUCAAGCAACAGUUAUCUUUGGUCCUGGCCGGAUGGUAUGUCUUCCACAAAGAAAUUCUUCUGGGUCGUGACUUGGCCUCUUUGUCUACUCCUUUGGAUCACUAUACCUGACUGUAGACAACACCCACGUCUUUACCCCCUCACUUUCAUGAUGUGUGUAACUUGGAUUGGUGGGGUUUCGUAUAUAGUAGCUUGGAUAAUCACUAUCAUUGGUGAUACUCUUAAUGUUCCCGAUAGCAUUACUGGGUUGACAAUUCUUGCUGCAGGGACCAGCCUCCCUGAAGCCGUCUCCAGCGUUCUUGUGACUAACCACGGACACGGCUCUAUGGGAAUAAGUAACUCUAUUGGAUCAAAUACGUUCGAUAUUCUCCUCUGCCUGGGUCUCCCUUGGCUUAUAAAGUCCCUCUUCUAUCCAGGCGUACCUGGUAACCACUGGGUUCAGAUAAAUUCAAGUGGAUUGUCGUAUAGCGCCAUCUCUCUGUUGUCCACACUGUUUGCACUGUACGGAGCUCUUGCUUUAAACAAAUUUCAACUAGAUUGGAAAGUUGGCAUUACCUGCGCAUGUGUCUAUCUUGGUUUCUUAGUAUUGGCUGCACUGAUUGAGUUGAACGUACUUUUUGAUGUCAAUCUGCCAAUAUGUCCACACUUUUAA